Molecule: messenger RNA, 132 nt
Organism: Paramecium pentaurelia
Lineage: Eukaryota; Ciliophora; Oligohymenophorea; Peniculida; Parameciidae
Source: the annotation of a GenBank genome assembly
AUGUUCAUCAAAAUGCUAUUCUAAAUGAAACUUAUAUUGUUGAAUUAAUAUAUUCAAAUUGAUUCAGUAGUAUAAAGGUUAGAUGGUAGUAAAUAUAAAGGAAAUUUGUAUAAAUAGUCAAAGGAAGCUUGA